Molecule: messenger RNA, 187 nt
Organism: Dentiscutata erythropus
Lineage: Eukaryota; Fungi; Glomeromycota; Glomeromycetes; Diversisporales; Gigasporaceae
Source: the annotation of a GenBank genome assembly
UUGUACCCUUACACAAACUGAAUGUGUUACUCCAAUGCCCACAUGUGCACCCUUGAGCGCACCAUGUAAUAAUAGUCAGCCGGAAUUAUGCUGUACUGGGUUGUGUUCUCCGUUCCCUCGUGAUCGCGCUCCUGGAAUUGGAUGCUGUAAUCCUAGAGGUCAACCAUGUCCUUUUGAAUCACCACAA